This is a messenger RNA of Equus quagga, 2942 nucleotides long. RefSeq names its product USH1 protein network component harmonin (gene USH1C). Gene Ontology annotation, molecular function: protein binding. The transcript is spliced from 25 exons. Gene Ontology annotation, biological process: inner ear auditory receptor cell differentiation; retinal cone cell development; inner ear morphogenesis. NCBI's taxonomy places the organism in Eukaryota, Metazoa, Chordata, Mammalia, Perissodactyla, Equidae. The record is from RefSeq and is a predicted model, not a curated record. Gene Ontology annotation, cellular component: plasma membrane; stereocilium tip; photoreceptor inner segment. Bases 94 to 2520 code for a protein of 808 amino acids.
CCUGCUGGUCGCGGUCGCCGCUCCUGCCGGGUCCGGCAGCCAGGCACCCGAAGGAGGGAGUUGUGCAGCGACGCGGCGCGAUCUGGCCCAGCCAUGGACCGAAAGGUGGCCCGAGAAUUCCGGCACAAGGUGGAUUUUCUCAUUGAGAAUGACGCGGAGAAGGACUACCUCUACGACGUGCUGCGGAUGUACCACCAGACCAUGGAUGUGGUUGUGCUUGUGGGAGACCUGAAGCUGGUCAUCAAUGAGCCCAGCCGCCUGCCCCUGUUCGAUGCCAUCAGGCCUCUGAUCCCACUGAAGCACCAGGUGGAAUAUGACCAACUGACCCCCCGGCGCUCCAGGAAGCUGAAGGAGGUGCGCCUGGACCGGCUGCACCCAGAAGGCCUGGGCCUCAGCGUGCGCGGCGGCCUCGAGUUCGGUUGUGGGCUCUUCAUCUCCCACCUCAUCAAAGGUGGGCAGGCAGACAGCGUCGGGCUCCAGGUCGGGGACGAGAUUGUCCGGAUCAAUGGAUAUUCCAUCUCCUCAUGCACCCACGAGGAGGUCAUCAACCUCAUCCGCACCAAGAAGACUGUGUCCAUCAAAGUGAGACACAUCGGCCUGAUCCCUGUGAAGAGCUCUCCCGACGAACCCCUCAAAUGGCAGUAUGUGGAUCAGUUUGUGUCGGAAUCUGGGGGCGGGCGGAGCAGCCUGGGCUCCUCCAGUGGUCAGGACAACAAGGAGAAGAAGAUCUUCAUCAGCCUGGUGGGCACCCGGGGCCUCGGCUGCAGCAUUUCCAGCGGCCCCGUGCAGAAACCCGGCAUCUUCGUCAGCCAUGUGAAGCCCGGCUCCCUGUCUGCCGAGGUGGGGUUGGAGAUAGGGGACCAGAUUGUUGAAGUCAAUGGCAUCGACUUCUCCAACCUGGACCACAAGGAGGCCGUGAACAUUCUGAAGAGUAGCCGCAGCCUGACCAUCUCCAUCGUAGCUGGAGCUGGCCGGGAGCUGUUCAUGACGGACCGGGAGCGGCUGGCAGAGGCACGGCAGCACGAGCUGCAGCGGCAGGAGCUCCUGAUGCAGAAGCGGCUGGCGAUGGAGUCCAACAAGAUCCUGCAGGAGCAGCAGGAGAUGGAGCGUCAGAGGAAAAAGGAAAUUGCCCAGAAGGCAGCAGAGGAAAAUGAGAGAUACCGGAAGGAGAUGGAACAGAUCGUGGAGGAGGAAGAGAAGUUUAAGCAGCAGUGGGAAGAAGACUGGGGGUCAAAGGAGCAGCUGCUCUUGCCUAAAACCAUCACCGCCGAGGUGCACCCAGAGCCCCUUCGCAAGCCAAAGUAUGAUCAGGGAGUGGAGCCCAAGCUCGAGCCGGCAGACGAUGCAGACGGAGGCACGGAGGAGCAGGGAAAGCAGGUGUCCGAGACAGAGCGGGAAGACCUGGAGGAAUCGGAAAAGAUUCAGUAUUGGGUGGAAAGGCUUUGUCAGACGCGCCUCGAGCAGAUUUCCUCUGCCGAUAAUGAGAUUUCAGAGAUGACCACAGGGCCCCCGCCUCCCCCGCCGUCUGUGUCUCCCCUGGCCCCACCCCUGAGACGAUUCGCAGGCGGGCUGCACCUCCACACCACUGACCUGGAUGACAUCCCUUUGGACAUGUUCUACUAUCCCCCCAAGACGCCUUGUGCCUUGCCUGUGAUGCCCCACCCUCCACCCUCCAACCCUCCCCCCAAGGUCUCGGCGCCCCCUGUCCUCCCCUCAUCAGGCCGCGUGAGCACCUCGUCCUCGCCCUGGGUCCAGCGCACUCCACCCCCCAUUCCCAUCCCUCCCCCUCCAUCUAUUCCCACCCAAGACCUCACUCCUACCCGCCCGCUGCCCUCGGCACUGGAAGAGGCACUGGGCAACCACCCCUUCCGCGCUGGGGAUCCAGGCAACCUAACAGAGGACCGGGAGGCAAAGAACCAUGGUGGGAAGCCUGCCAACUCCCCCGUCCCUGAACGGAGCUUCCCACUCCCCCCAAAGACAUUUUGCCCAAGCCCGCAGCCUCCAAGAGGCCCUGGCGUGUCCACCAUCUCCAAACCAGUCAUGGUCCACCAGGAGUCCAACUUCAUCUACAGGCCAGCUGUGAAGUCCGAGGUCCUGCCACAGGAGAUGUUGAAGAGGAUGGUGGUUUAUCAGACAGCAUUCAGACAAGAUUUCCGGAAAUAUGAGGAAGGCUUCGAUCCCUACUCCAUGUUCACCCCCCAGCAGAUCACAGGGAAGGAUGUCCGGCUCCUGCGCAUUAAGAAGGAAGGAUCCUUAGACCUGGCCCUGGAAGGUGGUGUGGACUCCCCGAUCGGCAAGGUGGUCGUCUCGGCUGUGUAUGACGGGGGAGCUGCUGAGCGGCACGGUGGCAUUGUGAAAGGGGACGAGGUCAUGGCAAUCAAUGGCAAGAUCGUGACGGACUACACCCUGGCCGAGGCCGAGGCCACCCUGCAGAAGGCCUGGAGUCAGGGGGACUGGAUUGACCUGGUGGUUGCUGUCUGUCCCCCCAAGGAAUACGACGAUGAGCUGACUUUCUUCUGAAGUCCAGAAGGAGAAACCAGAUUCACUCCUAAAAGCCAGUGAGCUCUGGACCCACCCUCCUGGACACAACCUGGAACCAGCCUCGAGAGACGCCAGCCCACAGGUGCCCUGCAGAGCCCCAGCCAGCACCCGGGGUUCAGACUCCCCGGGGCCACUCUUCCAAAGGCCGAGAGGGAGGAGGGAGCAGCCGGCCCUUCUGAAAGUGGCUUCUGGGACCCAGACUCCCUUGGCUUUCCCCUGUCAUGUAAAUUUGGUCUCUCCCGGCCCUGGAAGCCUCCCCACUUAGAUCUAACAGGACCUGACUCUCGGGUGUCUCUCUGCAUCCCUGUCCUCUCUCUCCUGUUGCCGUUGCUGCUAAGAUUGUUGCCACAGACCUUACUCUGAACUCAUUAACCAAAUAAACAGACUUCUUUUCCAACUUA